Cricetulus griseus (Chinese hamster) is the source of this 564-nucleotide messenger RNA. The record is from RefSeq and is a predicted model, not a curated record. Lineage: Eukaryota; Metazoa; Chordata; Mammalia; Rodentia; Cricetidae.
AUGGUGAAGUUCCUGCUGCUUGCUUUUGCAUUAAGUGUGUCCUGUGCACAUCAUAAGAUUCCUGAAAUCAGUCCCUCAGAGGUUGAUGGGAAGUGGCGCACCCUAUACAUAGGUGCAGAUAAUACGGAGAAGGUAAUCCAAGGUGGACCUUUGAGAGCUUACUUCCGGCACAUGGAAUGCAGUGAUGAAUGCCAGACACUCACAAUCACAUUCAAUACCAAGGAGGAAGGCAAGUGCCAGACACACACAGUUGUAGGAAGAAAAGACGAAGAUGGGCAGUACAAGACAGGCUUCUCUGGUAACAAUGAUUUCCACGUUGUAGAGAAAGCAGAUGGCAUCAUCAUCUUUCACAACGUCAAUGUCGACAGCAGUGGAAAGAAGACAAAUGUGAUUUUAGUUGCUGGAAAAGGAAAGAGUCUGAGCAAAGAACAGAAAGAGAGGCUUGAGAACAUAGCCAAGGAGUUCGAUAUUUCAAAGGAGAAUAUUCAGCACUUGGUGCCCACAGCCAUCAUCAGAGACUUCCUCAGGCAGCAGCUGAGAACAGAUGCAGGGACUCUCAGCUAA